AGGCAGGCUGCUCGCAGCCCGGGGAAAGGGCUGUGUUGUUUCAGUAGUGCAGGGAAAACCCUUGGACCUGAACAUGGAACGGGACUCCUGGCACCUGGGACUUCCCCUUUACCAGUACUUCUAAAUCCCAGCGUUCCCAUGCUGGAAGUGCCUGGUGUGCACCCACAGCCUCAGCUCCUGGAGCGCCUCUUACAUGCGGGGCAGCAACAGUUUCGGCUCAAGGACUCUUGGGAAGAGUUUGCUACCGGUCUGAGUUCAAGAUUAGCCUGUGCCCGGUACUGUUAAACGUCUCUGCUAUCGAAACCGUAACUCAUUAUAUAAGUGCUUUAUAGACACGGGCAGAGGAGGUCUCUGCCUGGAAGAAUUUACAACCUAAUGAGGGCUGAAGUUGUGUGCAGCGUAGCAGCGGAGCUAAAAGCCUUUUGCAUCGAAGAUGGCGGGUGGCGUGGACGGCCCCAUAGGGAUCCCUUUCCCUGAUCACAGCAGCGACAUCCUCAGCAGUCUGAAUGAGCAGAGAAACAACGGGCUGUUGUGCGACGUGGUCAUCUUGGUGGAAGGCCAGGAGUUCCCCACCCACCGCUCCGUCCUGGCGGCCUGCAGCCAGUACUUCAAGAAGCUCUUCACCUCAGGGUUAGUGGUGGACCAGCAAAACGUGUAUGAGAUAGACUUUGUGAGCGCAGAUGCCUUGUCGGCUCUGCUGGAGUUCGCUUACACCGCGACCCUUACUGUCAGCACUUCAAAUGUCAAUGACAUCCUCAACGCCGCCACACUGCUGGAGAUCCCGGCGGUAAGGGAUGUUUGCACGGAUCUCCUGGACAGGAAGAUUCUGGCCAAAAAUGACCAGAUGGAUACAGUAGAUCAAAUUGAUCAAAGGAACCAUCUCAGAGCAAAAGAGUACCUGGAGUUCUUCCAGAGCAACCCCGUCAAUGGCCAUCAAGGCAGCUUUCCGUGGACCAACCCAGAGUUGAGAGACCUUCAGAGACUGAACUUCCGAGGCCAAGAGGAGGAGGAGGAGGCGGACUGCAAUGGCAUGGACUUCUACUCGCAAGCCCCCCUAAACGAAAGACCAAAGGCGAAUGACUGUGAUCCUGACAGCAACCCAGCCAUGUGGCUGGACAGAGAGGAGGAGGAGGCGGCUCCUGGCUCCAUGUUUUCACCUUCUCAGAAUGGACAUUACAGCAGCCGUGGCCUGGCCACACCGGGAGAAGAGGAGGGGACCCCGGGGGGGACUCUGGACCAGCAGGAAGCCGGUGACUCCCCCAGCUUUGUUCCUGCUGGAGCGGAGACGGAGGAUGAUGCAAGGGAGGUGGAUGGGAUGGCUGCGAGCGCCCUGCUGCAGCAGAUGAUGAAUUCCGUGGGGAGGCAGCAGCUCGGGGAGGACGACCGAAAGGAUGACGAUGGGGUCAUGGAUUAUUACUUGAAAUAUUUCGGCAGUUCGAACGAGGGCGAUGUCUAUCCAUCCUGGUCCCAGAAGGUGGAGAAGAAGAUCAGGGCAAAAGCAUUCCAAAAGUGCCCCAUCUGCGAGAAGGUGAUCCAGGGAGCCGGCAAGCUGCCGCGCCACAUCCGCACCCACACCGGCGAGAAGCCCUACGAGUGCAACAUCUGCAAAGUCCGAUUCACCAGGCAGGACAAGCUGAAGGUUCACAUGAGGAAGCACACGGGGGAGAAGCCGUACUUGUGCCAGCAAUGCGGCGCCGCGUUCGCUCACAACUACGACUUGAAGAACCACAUGCGCGUCCACACCGGCCUGCGGCCCUACCAGUGCGACAGCUGCUUCAAGACUUUCGUCCGCUCCGACCACUUGCACAGGCACCUUAAAAAAGAUGGAUGCAACGGUAUUCCAUCCCGGAGGGGCCGUAAACCCCGGGUGAGGGAUGCCGGGGGUCUACCCACCACCCCGCCGGGGAAUCCUGAAGAUGGAAGUUUCCCAACUGGUGGGGAGAGUCAAGAAUCAGAGGACACCCUGCAGAGGAACGGCCAGGAGCAGCAGCACUUUGAGGAGAAUUCAAAUAAUGAAGCAUCAGGAUUGAAUGUAGCAGGAGGGUCGUCCGAGGGUAACACGCAAGGACUCUCCUAAACCAAAAAACACGAAACAGAAAGUGUCACAAAAAUCUAGUUAGUAACUUUUCCUCCCGUUUUUUCUCUCUAAAGAUGUUUCUCUCCCUUUUUUUUAAGAAAAAAAAAAGAAAAAAAAGAGAAAAAAGGAAAAAAAAAAAAGAAAAAAGAAUAUAUAUAAUGUUUCCAAUCUUCCCAUCGUAAGCAGGGCUCCCCCGAGGAUCCCUCAGUAGCCAAGGACCUUUUCUUGGAAAGGCAGACGCUAGGAAGCACGGGGUGGGGAUGGAAAGUGGCUCUGUCACAUGGAAAAGAGCUUCCAUGUAAAUCCAAAGCUUUAUUUUGUGUCCAAACACACGUUAAAAAGAAAGAAAGAAAAAAAAAAUAAUAAAAAAAAACCUAUUUCAGAGAGAGAUCUAUUUAAGAAAAAAAAAGCAAAAAUAGCAAAAAAAAAGUGGUAGGAGAGGAAGGGCUCGGUCAGGGCGGGACACGGUGCCUGGAGCGGGGCCUUCCCCACUCCGCUCUAUGGGAAGUCAGAGCUCCAGCGGUGGCUGCUGCGUCCCGGGGCAGCAUCCAGGGACACGGGGGUCAGGUUUUUGGGGUGAGGGCUCAGGGUCCGUCCCAGCAGCCCCGUAUGAAGGUGGGUUUGGCACCAGGGGAGCGACGGCGGCGGCUCCGGGGAGAAAAUUGCCGAAAAUUGCCUAAAAAUUUGCCUAAUCAUGUGAGGGACGAGCAGGAGUUUGCAGGGCGCCGGGGUGGGACACGCGGUGCGGGGACACCCCGUGGUGGGGACACCCGUUGUUGGUGUGGGGGCACCCAAGGCUGGGGACAGUCAGCAAUGGGGACACCCCAUGUUGGGAACACUCUGGCAUUGGGGACACCCAAUGUUGGGGAUACCUAAUGUUGGGGACCCCCAGUGCUGGGGACACUGUCACCACCAAGGGUGCCCCCAUCCCCAUCCUGGGGUGUCUGUCUGCUCCCGGGAAGGAGCUGAGAUGGAUCCGGAUCCCACCGGCCCCUUCCCAGCACCCGCUGCCCCAGCAGAGUUUGGGGCUGGGUUGGGGGGGCCCCAGCUCCUUCCCCCCCACCCCCUCAGUCUCUGCAGUGGGUUUUAGGCACCGGCCGGCACAGCCGAGCCCCGAAAGCACCUAAAAAUGGCAAAUUCCUUUUGGAAAAGGUUAUUUGAGGUCUCCCUUGAAGGGGCAGGAGGCCUUUGGGCAGGGAGGGGGGUGAUGAGCUGCAGCACCCCGCUCCCCCCAGCCCCCCCAUUCCCAAAAAGUAAAUAUAUAUAUAUAUAUAGAGAUGCUCUAUGGCUCGAGAGGCGGGUAAAUACCCCUCGGGGUUAGCGGAGGACGAUGAGAAAAGGCACCUUUCAGCUGGUCACCUGUUUUCUAAAUGCACAUUUUUAAAUGAAACGAAACAAAACAAAAAAAAAAAAGAGAUUUUAAGCCCUUUUAUUUUAAAAAAAAAAAAGCACUUUUUAGAUUCUCUUCCUUUUAUUUUUUGGUUUUAUUUCCUUUUUUUUUUUUUUUUUGGUGUUUUCGUUUUUACUUUCAAAAAGCAAAGAGCAGGUUUUUUGGCCGAAUGUAUUUUGGAGAGGGAGUGAGAGGGGAGUGUGUGCUGGGGGGGAGGGCUGAGUGGUGGGGCUGGGGGAGAGAUGGAUGUUUUAUUUAAUGCAGAAAUAAAAACAAAACGGAAAAAAAAAGCAAUAAAAAAAGAAUUAAAAAAAAAAAAGGAGAAUUAAAAAAAAAAAAACCACAAAAAACCAUGAUUAAAAAAAAAAACACAAUAAAACAGAAAAAAAAAUACAAAGAAGUCUUAGCACUUUGCGAUGGAACGGGUACUUUGAGCUCACUUUAUCUUAAUUUAAAAAGCAAAAGCAAAAAGAUGUUUACAAGUGAAAAAAAAAACCAACUUCUACGGAAAAAAAAAGUUAUUAAAAAAAAAAAAAAGAAAGCCUAAAUUUAUUUUUGUAAGAAAAAAAAAAUAAAAAUGUGUAUGUAUAUAUAUAUAUAUAUAUUUAACAAAGAAAGAGAAAAACCAACAAAAAAACCCCAUAGGCAGAAUCCCAAGUUGUAGUUCAUGGAGCCCCAGCAGCCGGCAGUGGUGGGAUGGGAGGAACGGGGCUCAUUCCGACACCAGGCUGAGUUUUAAAGGCAGAAAUCCCACGGAAGCUCGAAUUCCGGGCGGGAAUGCCGGGGUUUGCUCUGGGGCUGUGUGUUGUUCAUUUCUCCCCUUUAUUAUCAUUUUAAGUUUAUUCUAUUUUAUUUCUUCGAUGUUUUCUAGCCAGUGCUAGGCCAGACGUCGCUCCGGACAUUGUGGGGGGGGACCCCAUGCUCCCGGGGCUUUGUAUCCCCCCAGAAUUCAGAUCCGGGCAUCAAAUCCCUUGGGAAGAGGCCCAGAUAAAACCCCCCCCCGCCCCUCCAUGGGCUCCUCUGCGUAGCACUGGCUAAUUCUGGCAUAUGCAAAAAGAAAACCCAGCGCGGAAUUGUAAAUAGACACUUACUUGA
Molecule: messenger RNA, 4562 nt
Organism: Strigops habroptila (Kakapo)
Lineage: Eukaryota; Metazoa; Chordata; Aves; Psittaciformes; Psittacidae
Gene: ZBTB7A
Product: zinc finger and BTB domain containing 7A
Exons: 3
Coding region: 434-2077 (547 amino acids)
Biological process (GO): regulation of transcription by RNA polymerase II
Molecular function (GO): protein binding; RNA polymerase II cis-regulatory region sequence-specific DNA binding; DNA-binding transcription factor activity, RNA polymerase II-specific
Source: RefSeq, a predicted model, not a curated record